Molecule: messenger RNA, 2246 nt
Organism: Papaver somniferum (opium poppy)
Lineage: Eukaryota; Viridiplantae; Streptophyta; Magnoliopsida; Ranunculales; Papaveraceae
Product: zinc finger MYM-type protein 5-like
Exons: 2
Coding region: 415-1194 (259 amino acids)
Source: RefSeq, a predicted model, not a curated record
CGUGUACAUCAUCAUCUUGUUUUCUCCUUUCCUAUUAUCUCUCUUAACGGAAGUUCUAGGGUUUCCUCCGAACAGAUCUUUAAUCAAAAAAUAAGAAGAAGACUACUGAAAUCAAGUUUUGUAUCUUUUGAUUCUUGAACUUGAAGUGAUCAAACAUUGAUUCUAAUCAUGGGUCAAUUUAGAAGAACAAAAUGCAAGAGUGGUGCUGCUAAAAAAAAGGCAAAGGCAAGAGAUGAAAAACUUAAGAAUUCUCUACGAGGAGCAAUGAAUAAGUAUUUGGUUUCAAAUAAUAACAUCCAUGAAGAAGCAAUGACUGACAGUGAUGAAGAAUGAGAAAGUUUGGUUACUAAGAAGGAAAUAAAUGGUGACUUGUUGGUGAAUGAUGAGAAUGCACAUAGGAAGAAUGAAGAACCAAUGGGGCAAGAAUUGUUACCACCAAAUACAAUUGAUAUCCAGCCAGAUGAAGAUCCAAACGGGGAAGAGUUAUCAUCAUCUGAUACAAACGAGAUUGUACAAAAUGAAGUUGAACAUGAAGAAUAUAGACCAGUGAAUAUCUAUGAUCCAGGAAAUUGGCGUAACAAUAUUAACCGAAGUUUGAGAGAUAUUUUGGUAAAGAAAGGUCCAAUAAGAGAAAUAGAUAAGAAUUUUCGGUUUCCUAUUGACAAAUAUAAUAGAUGCUACAAUGAUGAUCACUACAUACGGAAGAUGGAGAAUGGGGAAAGUUGGGACAGGAAAUGGCUAGUGUAUUCAAGUACAGUGGACAAAGUUUUUUGUUUUUGCUGCAAGUUAUUUAAACAAGAUGGGAAAAAGUUUCAGUUGGAUACAAAGGGUUCUAAAGAUUGGAAGAAUAUUACUGCUAAACAUAGUAGUCAUAAAACUUCUUUAAGACAUAUCAUAAAUCUUAUUAAGUGGGUUGAAUUGGAAAAUAGAUUGCUAAAGAAGGUAACCAUAGACAAGGAGAUGCAGGAACAGAUCAAGAAAGAGAAGGAUUAUUGGAAGCAAGUCUUGAUAAGAAUAGUGUCUCUUGUUAAAACUCUUGCCAAGAAUAAUUUGGAUUUCCGUGGAGAUGUCUACAAGAUUGGCGAAGCACAUAAUGGUAAUUUUUUGAGCUUUAUUGAGAUAAGGUUGGUGGUCUCACAGUUAAAGCAUUGUCAGAUACUCGAUGGGAAAUCCAUAUUGAGGCUAUUAGAGUAAUAAGAUUUCAAGCUCCCAAAAUUCAAGAGGCUUUACUUUACUUGUCAGAGUCCAGUAAGUUUUCUGCCGAAAAAAAAGCUGAAGCUUUUUCACCAUUAGAGUAUGAAUUUGAGAAUUUUGAAAUUAUAAUUGGGAAGGUUGUUUGGCACCAUCUAUUGCUUGUGGUUAAUUCAGUUAGUAAGUUGCUUCAAAAUAAGGAUAUGCAUCUCGAUACUGCCGUGAUGCGAUUAAAGAUGUUGUUUCCUUCAUUGACAACUAUAGAAAGACUGGAUUUGAGAAUUCGUUGAUUGAAGCUACAACGGUCGCCGCAGUAAUGGGGAUUGAACCUAUUUUUCCAGAAAAACGCAUAAUUAAAAGAAUAAGACAGUUUGAUGAUGAAAGUGCACCUGAAGAAGCACCGCCAUCAGGUAAAGAUUCCUUUGAAGUUAAUUAUUUCAAUUACAUAUUAGAUCAAGCUAUAUCUUCACUCAAUAGUAGAUUUAAACAAUUUCAAGAGUUCGCAGAAAUUUUUGGAUUGUUAUAUAAUGUUGAUCAGUUGCGUUCUCUUGAUGAUGAUAUCUUAAUGGCUUCUUGUAUAAUCUUGAAAAUCAUCUAAAACAUGGUAUGAGUUCAGAUAUUAAUUGGCAUGACUUGUAUGCGGAAUUGAAAGUUAUAAAAACUUAUUUUCCAGCUGAAACCAGUAAAGCAAUUGAUGUACUGAAUUUCUUAAAGGAUACGGAAGGUUGCUACCCGAAUGUGUUUAUUGCAUACCGAAUCUUAUUAACAAUUCCAGUUACAGUCGCCUCGGCCGAACGAAGUUUUUCGAAGUUGAAGUAAAUCAAAAAUUAUCUUCGGUCGACGAUGUCACAAGAAAGGUUGAAUGAGUUAGCAAUAUUAUCUAUAUAUUGAGAUCGAGAUGUUAGAUGACAUUGAUUUUGAUAGUACAAUUGAAGAUUUCGCGUUGGAAAAAGCGGGAAGAUCAUUUUUUAUUAUGAGAUAAAUGUAUUUGCUUUAUGUUUUUAGCCUCUUUUUUUUUUAUCUUUGACAGUGUUAUGUUAUAUCAAAUAGCUUGA